AUGCCAGCGCUGGCAGUGACGGAGACCAUCAGGCGUGGAUGGUCACAGUCUGCAUACAGAUCAGCAAUCAGCACCUUUGCCAAGACCAGUGACUGGCAAAACGCUGUCUACCUCUUGCAGCAGAUGCACAGGUAUGAAGUGCAGUCGGAUGUUGUCAUGUACAACGCCACCAUCAAUGCCUGCAAGGGAGAAAGAUGGCAAAUAGCUUUGUCGUUGCUGUUCGAGCUGGAGAGGGAAGCCUUGGAGAAAGAUGACAUCAGCUUCAACAGCUCCAUUGGCGCUACAAAGCAUCACUGGCCUUUGGCCAUGUUAUUGUUUGUUGAAGCACAGGAUCAUCGCCAGGCGGACCUCAUCACCCGCAACACGGCCAUCUCUGCCACUCCCUGGCAACUGGCCACCCAACUGUUGGAGGCUGAUCCCAGCGGCGUGCCGGAUGCGAUCAGCUUCAAUACCGCCAUCAGCAGCGAGAAAUGCCAGUGGCAGCAUGCCAUGGCCCUUCUACAAGAAUUCGAGGUGAAAGCUCUUCAACUAGAUGUGAUCAGCUUCAGUGCAGCAAUCAGUGCAUGCGGAGGAGGCCAACAGUGGGAGCUGACAAUCCAACUUCUUCACGAGCUUCAAAAGGGGAUGAAGGCCACCAUCGUGUGCUACAAUGCCGUGAUCGGAGCAUGUGGUUCUGCCUGGCAGAAAGCUCUGGUGCUUUUUGAUCAGACGAAAGGUUUGCAGAGGAGCAUCAUCACUUACAAUUCGACUGCAAGUGCAUGUGUGAAGGGCGAGCAAUGGCAAACAGCAUUGUCGCUCUUGCAUGAACUUCCCAAGUUGAAGAUUCAGCCAAACGUUGUGACGCUGGGCAUCCGGAUCGGUGCCUUUGAAAAGGGCCGGCGAUGGCACCAUGCGCUGUGGAUUCUUUUUCAUGGGCCGCACAAGAACAGCCUGAUCGCACUGAAUUCUGCCAUCACCGCCUGUGAGAAGUGCGAGAAGUGGCAACACGCUUUGAUGCUUCUGAAUGAAUGUUGGCACUUCGGGGUCCAAGCAGAUGUGGUUUCCUUCAGUGCAGCCAUCAGUGCAUGCAGCAGAUGUGAACAAUGGGAGAAGUCCCUGGACCUUUUGCACGACAUGAUGGAGAAGAACAUGCAACUAAAUGUCAUCGCCUACAACGCCGCCUUGGACGCCUGUGCCGGGCGCUGGUUGGAAGCGAUGGAUUUGCUGCGGGACUUGCGGCAGCAAGGAUUAGAGCAAAAUGUGAUCACCUGGGGAUCGAGCAUCACAGCAGUUGGACAGCAGCUGAGCAGAUGA
Molecule: messenger RNA, 1293 nt
Organism: Cladocopium goreaui
Lineage: Eukaryota; Dinophyceae; Suessiales; Symbiodiniaceae
Source: the annotation of a GenBank genome assembly